This is a messenger RNA of Penicillium alfredii, 2655 nucleotides long. It is a transcript of the gene set2, whose product is annotated as SET and WW domain protein. The transcript has 4 exons. Gene Ontology annotation, cellular component: chromatin; nucleus; chromosome. Lineage: Eukaryota; Fungi; Ascomycota; Eurotiomycetes; Eurotiales; Aspergillaceae. Gene Ontology annotation, molecular function: protein binding; histone H3K36 methyltransferase activity. Bases 1 to 2655 code for a protein of 884 amino acids. Gene Ontology annotation, biological process: regulation of DNA-templated transcription. The record is from RefSeq and is a predicted model, not a curated record.
AUGUCUGCCCAUGACAACGCGGACUCCAAAGACACUGAGGCAGCCAUGGAUUCUCCCCGGGUCAACGGAGACCCCAAUCCACCCCCCGAGCGAUCGCGAUCUCGAUCCCCCCCCUCACCCAAAAUGGAGAUCCCGCCAUCCCCUGAGUCGACUGGAGAAAACGUCGGUGAUCUUGUGGUGAAGCAAGAGCCGGGCCAGCCGCCCAAGUUGUCUCGCAGUUCCUCGCAGAAGGUGGUGUCGCGUCCUCCGCCGCUGUACACCCAUCUCCCAGACAGCACCCAGGAUGCGCUCGCCACGUUUGAGCAGAUCCAGGCCUGCUGGUAUGCCAAUAAAUACAUGGGCUACACGGAGCAUGCCAUGGAGUGCGAUUGCACCGAAGAGUGGGUUCCCGAGAUCGGCCAAAAUUUGGCAUGCGGCGAAGACUCCGACUGCAUCAACCGCGCGACCAAGAUCGAGUGUGUGGGAGAUUGUGGCUGUGGACCGGACUGUCGGAACCAGCGGUUUCAGAAGAAACAGUAUGCACGUGUGGCGGUCAUCCAGACCGACAAGAAGGGUUUUGGGCUGCGCGCAGAGACCAACCUCGAGCCGCACCAGCUGAUCUUCGAGUAUGUCGGCGAGGUGGUGGGCGAGCCGCAGUUCCGCCGGCGCAUGAGACAAUACGACGAGGAGGGCAUCAAGCACUUUUAUUUCAUGUCUUUGAACAAGGGCGAAUUUGUCGAUGCGACCAAGAAGGGCAACCUGGGCCGAUUCUGCAACCACUCCUGCAACCCCAAUUGCUAUGUCGACAAGUGGGUGGUAGGUGAGAAGCUGCGCAUGGGCAUCUUCGCCGAGCGCGCUGUGCAAACCGGCGAGGAGUUGGUCUUUAACUACAACGUCGACCGCUAUGGCGCGGACCCCCAACCUUGCUACUGCGGCGAGCCGAACUGCACCGGAUUCAUUGGCGGGCGCACCCAGACCGAGCGCGCAACCAAACUGUCGAAUGCGACGAUCGAGGCUCUAGGCAUUGACGAAGCCGAUGGUUGGGACACUGUGGUGGCACGGCGGCCACGCAAGAAGAAGACGGAGGAAGACGACGAGGAAUAUGUCGACAGCGUGCAGCCCAAGUCGCUGGAUGAGGAUGGUGUGACCAAGGUUAUGGCUGCGCUGAUGCAGUGUCAGGAGAAGUGGAUUGCAGUGAAGUUGCUGGGCCGCAUCCAGCGCUGCGAGGACGAGCGGGUGCGGAACCGCGUCGUGAAGAUGCACGGGUACCAGAUCCUCAACUCGCAACUGGCUAUGUGGAAGGAGGACCAGAACGUGGUGCUGCAGAUUCUGGAUAUUCUGGACAAAUUCCCGCGGCUCACGCGCAACAAGAUCAUCGAUUCCAAGAUCGAGUCGAACAUCCAGCCGUUGACGACAUGCGGUGAGGAGCGCGUUGAGUCUAGGGCCGCCGCGCUCCUGGCAAGCUGGGCCAACCUGGAGGUGGGAUACCGCAUCCCGCGCAUGAAGCGCGGCGAGCACAUCAAGCAGGCCGUCAAUCAGUUUGAGCGCCGGGAGUCAGGCCGUGAGAGUCGCCAGCGAUCUGCCACGCGCUCUCCAUCGCCGUCCUACGAGACGCCCCGUCAGGCAGCGCAGCCGCGCAGGGAGCGGAACUCUCAUAAUCAUCGACCCCGGAACAACCGCCGCCAGCGUCAGCCCCUGCCCGAGGGAUGGUUCACGGCAGAAGCCGAUGGCGGGCGGACCUAUUACUACUCGGCUUCGGGCGAGACCACCUGGCAACGUCCGACGGCACCUGCGCCUGCGCCGCCACCUCCAGUCAACCAGAGAAACCUGGCUCUGCAGAGCAUUAUCGACGGCAUCAUCAACUCCCAGGAAAAGACCCCCUCCGAACAAAAGACCGACACGCCCGCUACCCCACAAGUCUCUGUCGAGCCGCCGGAAAAGAAAAAGAAGGACGAGAGUCGGUGGAAGAAGCUUCCAUUGGAGAAGCAGAAAAAGCUUUAUGAAAACACAAUCGCUCAUGCGUCCCAGCUCCACCCCUACAUCAAGCACGUCGUCGACCAGUACAAGCACAAGAUCCCCAAGGAUCACUUGAAGCGAUUCGCCAAAGAGACGGCCAAGAAACUGGUCGAAGGCGACUACAAGAAGAACCGCGUCACCGACCCCACGCGGAUCAGCGAGAAGCACCAGCAGACGGUCAAAAACUACUGCAAAGGGUUCUUCGACAAGGCGGCCGCCAAGCACCAUGAGCGCGAGAAGCGCAAAGCGGCCAAGACGCAUGGUCAUGGUUCCGCCCAAGUUGACGCGGACGCGGACGUGAAAAUGUCCGACGACGAAGCUGAUACUGGCGCCGCAGCCUCACCUCUAGACGACGACCUCGCGGCCUCACUGAAGCGCAAGCGCGACCCCGACAAUGACCUGGACCAAGACUUCGGCGUCGAGAACGGCGACAGCUCUCCGUCCAAACGCCAAAAGUCCACGCCUCCGCCUCCGCCCCCUCCGCCGCCUCCAGCCGACGAGUCUGACCAGGCCGGUGACCGCAGUGGUAGUGUCGGGACUACUGCCGAGGACGAUUCUCCGCCACCCCCAAAAGAGGAUUCUCCGUCCGGGCCGGGGUAUGCAGUCGAUAUGCAGACGGAGCUGCCGCCAUCGCAGAUUGGGAUCGAGGGCAAGGUGUAG